Messenger RNA from Lycium ferocissimum, 546 nucleotides. RefSeq lists its product as uncharacterized. The transcript is spliced from 6 exons. Gene Ontology annotation, biological process: protein localization to cell surface; proteolysis; attachment of GPI anchor to protein. The record is from RefSeq and is a predicted model, not a curated record. Gene Ontology annotation, cellular component: GPI-anchor transamidase complex. Bases 1 to 546 code for a protein of 181 amino acids. Gene Ontology annotation, molecular function: GPI-anchor transamidase activity. Lineage: Eukaryota; Viridiplantae; Streptophyta; Magnoliopsida; Solanales; Solanaceae.
AUGGAUGAUAAGGUAGAUUAUCGAGGUUAUGAAGUAACAGUUGAAAACUUCUUGAGGGUGUUGACUGGUGGUCAUGAAACAGCUGUCCCAAGAUCAAAACGGCUUCUUAGUGAUGAAGGAAGCCACGUACUUCUGUACAUGACAGGGCAUGGUGGAGACGAGUUUUUAAAGUUUCAGGAUUCGGAAGAGCUUCAAAGUCAUGAUUUAGCCGAUGCAGUGAAACAAAUGAAAGAAAAGCGUAGAUUCAAGGAGCUGCUAAUAAUGGUUGAUACUUGCCAAGCUGCUACUCUUUUCUCUCAGUCCAAAUACGCUGAUGUCAACUGCCUAUUAUCGAACAGUUCUAUACCCUCGCGGACUAGAAGAGGUACCCGUGACAAACUUUUUGGUUCAUUCAUGGAGACGAUACACACUGAUUCUGCGUAUAAAGCAUUUUCUGGCAAAAACUCGAAAAAAUCUACAUUAGAGAUGUCUCUUCGGCAGUCCAGCCAAGACGUACGACGAACACUAGCAAGUUUGGAUGUUCAGGUUAUUGCCAAACCAAUUUAG